Molecule: messenger RNA, 3148 nt
Organism: Daktulosphaira vitifoliae (grape phylloxera)
Lineage: Eukaryota; Metazoa; Arthropoda; Insecta; Hemiptera; Phylloxeridae
Product: long-chain-fatty-acid--CoA ligase ACSBG2-like
Exons: 17
Coding region: 387-2513 (708 amino acids)
Cellular component (GO): endoplasmic reticulum; membrane
Molecular function (GO): long-chain fatty acid-CoA ligase activity
Source: RefSeq, a predicted model, not a curated record
AAAUCAUCAAUCGAUGUUCGAUACCGUGUCGGUCGGUCGUCCGCAGUACUAUUUAUAGAAGUAAACGUAACAUAACAUUAUCAGCACCGAACGUAAAAAGCCGAAAUAUAGCUUAAAAAUUAAGUCAUUAAUUGAUCUUUAUAUUUCAAAUUAAUCGACCGUUAUUAAUAUUAGCUGCUUAUCAACCACGUACCUCACAGUCGUCAACUACUUACUUUUCUUAUCGGUAAAUUUGCUUAUUAAAGUGUACCGUUAUAUCUGUUGCUGUUUGGAAAACUCCGGAAUCCGGUUAAAAUUUAGAAACGUUUUUGGAUAUCCCGACUCCGAAGUGAUCCUUUCAAGAACCAUAUCAACUUUGUUCAUAACCAGUUGUUGACUUACACAAAAUGAGCGAUGAUGGCGAUACUACUCCAAGUAUUUCACAAAAUGGAGGAACUCAUUAUAAUUUAAGUCUUAAAGAAGCAUUCUUAGCAAGCUCAACUACCACAACUACAAUAGUUGAAAACCAAGUUAAAACACAGUCUACUAUGAAUCACGAAAAUUCCACAAAUCAAAAUGAAAUGUAUGGACCAGAUCAAGUUUUGCCUGCAACAGAAUUGUAUACUAGCGCUGCAAAUGGAAGAGUGAAAUUACGAAUUGAAAAAGGUGCAGAUUCAACGCCAAUAUCAGUUCCAGGUCUUCUGUCAAAUACUGUUGAGAAAUAUGGUGAUAAACCAGCUUUGAACUAUAAGUCUGACAAUAAAUGGGUCACAGUUACUUACAAAGAAUACGAACAAAAUGUACGUACUGUUGCUAAAGCUUUUCUCAAAUUGGGUUUGGAACGAUACCAUGGUGUAUGUAUUAUUGGCUUUAAUUCUCCAGAGUGGUUUUAUUCAGAUUUAGGAGCUAUUUAUGCUGGAGGAUUUGCUGCUGGUAUGUACACUACAAAUCUUCCAGAUGCUUGUCACCAUUGUUUAGAGAAUAGCAAAGCAAAUAUUGCUGUUGUUGAAGAUGAAAAACAGUUGGAAAAAAUUAUUUCAGUUAGGGAUCGUUUACCUCAUCUAAAAGCUAUAAUCCAGUAUGAAGGAAAGCCAACUGUAGAAGGAGUUUUAUCGUGGGGUGAUGUUAUGAGAAUAGGCUCUGCUGAAAAUGAUGAUCAACUGAACCAAAUCCUAAAGUCUAUGGGAGUCAAUGAAUGUUGUACUUUAGUAUAUACAUCAGGUACUGAAGGACCAUCUAAAGCUGUGAUGAUAAGUCAUGACAAUAUCAUUUUUAAUGCUCAUAUGUUGACCAGCUUUUUGUCUCUAGAACAAGGCAAAGAAGUUCUCGUAUCCUACUUACCAUUAAGCCAUGUAGCUGCUCAAAUAACUGAUAUAUUUUGUGUUAUUAAGCUGGGAGGACAAGUAUAUUUUGCUGAAAAAGAUGCUCUUAAGGGUUCUUUAGUAUCUACUCUCCAAGUUGCAAGACCUACUGCAUUUUUAGGAGUUCCUCGUGUUUGGGAAAAAAUCAAUGAAAAGUUAGUUAGUAUUGGGCGAAAAUCUGGUUCUCUCAAAAAAUAUAUUGCAGAUUGGGCAAAACAAGUUGGCCUACAUCACUAUGAAGAUGCUAUGAAAGGUGUUGAAAAAGAAACGUACUCAUAUAAAUUCUUUAGAUGGUUAAUUUUUAAUCGAAUAAAACAUGCAAUUGGCUUUGAUAGAUGUAAAGUUUUUGUUUCUGCUGCCGCUCCAAUAUCUGUUGAAUUAAAAAAAUAUUUUAUGAGCUUAGAUAUACCACUGUGUGAAGUAUUUGGAAUGUCUGAAUGUAGUGGUGCACACACUAUGAGUAUUCCAACUGAUGAAAAUGUAGCUGGAGUGGGUAAAACAUUGAGUGGUGCUAAAUCAAAGAUUCACAAACCUGACAAAGAUGGUAAUGGAGAGUUAUGUUUAUAUGGACGCCAUGUAUUUAUGGGCUAUUUAGAUAUGCCUGAUAAAACUAAGAGUACUAUUGACGAAGAAGGUUGGCUACAUUCAGGUGAUAUUGCACAAAUUGAUCAAAAAGAACAUGUUGUUAUUACUGGAAGAAUUAAAGAAUUAUUAAUUACUGCUGGUGGUGAGAAUAUCCCACCUGUAUUAAUUGAAAAUAAUGUCAAAGCAGAAUUGCCUGUUAUAAGUAACGCUUUGUUAAUUGGUGACAAAAGGAAAUUUUUAUCAAUUUUACUAUCAUUAAAGUGUGAAAUAAAUCCAGAAACAACAGAACCAUUAGAUGAUUUAACACCUGAAGUUAUUACUUGGCUGAAGUCCCUAAGCUGUCAAUAUACUAAAGUAUCAGAGGUCAUAGCCAACAAACCUAAAGAAGUAAUGGAAGCUGUUCAAAAAGGACUUGAUAAAGCUAACAAAAAAGCAGUGUCCAAUGCACAAAAAGUUCAGAAAUUUGCAUUUAUACCAGUUGAUUUUUCAUUGCCUACUGGUGAAUUGGGUCCAACAUUAAAAGUUAAACGACCAGUUGUUUAUGAAAAAUACAAAGAUCUCAUUGAAGAAUUUUAUACAAACACAUAAAUAUAUUAACUAAUAAGUAUUUUCAUUCUUAAUAAGUUGUUAUGAGUUAUAUUAAUGAAAGUAAUUUCAUAGUCACAUAAGAAUAUUAUGCUCAAAACUUGGUUUAACCAAGUAAUGUUAUUUAAUUAUUGUGUAAUCAUCACUAAAUAUGUUGUGUUUGUAUUGUGUAUAUUAUUAUCUAAAAUUUUGUUAUUGUACUUAAGUAUAGCUUUAUUUUUCUAGUUUAUUUCUUGUUACCUUUUAUAAUAAAUUUGUACUGGUGUGGUGUACAAAAUUUUCUUGUGGAGGUAGCUUUGUAAUUAAUUUUAAAGUCAAAUUUUCAUUGAUUUAUCAGAAAUAUUAUUGUUGUGAUAUUAUAUUUUCAAGUAUCUAGAGUUUUUAUAAUGUAUAAUAAAUUAAUUUUAUUAGAUAAUUUUUUAAAUAAAGAUAUGUAAUUUGGUGGAAAUUUAGUUAAUACAUUUUAAUCAGAUUUUUUUUAUCUUAAAUUAUACUUAUUGUUAAAAUAUUAUUCAUUAAUUUGUUUGUGGCUUUAUUGUAAAUUUAUUUUAUACAAAAAUUUGAAUAGUAGUCAAUAUUCCAUACAAAUAGUUUGUAUAAUUAUUUUAACUAAUAUACUUAAUUAUUUUUACUUUAAA